ACAUGGCGGACGAAGAACAACAAAUAGACAUCAGUACCGCAGUGCUAGCGGAAGCCACUCAGGAAGAGAAAGAUCAAGAGAAAAAGAUACGAAAGGAGAUUGAAAAGCUACAGUUUUACCUCGAAGACGUGGAUGAAUUAAUUGAAGCGGAAGACUUGGGCGAAAUUAAACAAGUAUGUAAACGAACACUACAAAUUCAAGAUAAACUAAAUGACCUUGUGUCGCAUUUGCAAGAAUUAAAAAUCGAGUUGGGACGUUCAACACAAAGAGCUAUUAGACAGUGGACAAGAGAUUUGAAGGCGGAAUACACACCACUAUGCGAGAAACGUACAAGAUUGUGUCGGAUACUAGAGGACAAAGAGAGAACCGAGAGUUUGAGAUUGGAAGAGGAAAAGGCUAUGAGAAAGAUGGAGAAAGAAGAGUUAAUGCGCCGACGAAUACAGCAACAGGAGAAAGAACUGUGGGAGGAAAGAAUGAAGGCAGAAAUCGCAGUAGCGGAGAGAAAGUUUCAACUGGAAAAAGAAGCCAAAGCAAGUAAAUCUAAACUUCCGGAACUAAAGAUAACACCCUUUAAGGGAACUUCGGCAGACUGGAUAAGGUUUGAGAACAUGUUCGUGUUGCAGGUUGACAGCAAAUCUAUCUCAGACGCCGAGAAAUUUGGAUACCUGUUGGAACUUGUCAAUCCAAAGGUUAAAGAUAGACUUUCCAACUUGAAGCCAGGGACGGAAGGCUACAAAAUGGCCUGGGAACGGUUGAAGGUGGAGUAUGGCCACAACAAGUUGGUUACUGCGGCACAUGUGGAAGAGAUUAUCAAGCUUCAAGCAGUCAAAGGAAGAAAUUACGAGAAGGUAUGUGAAUUUUAUGAAACUCUUUGCAAAAACUGUGACGCACUUGCAACAUUGGAUGAAGAAGCCAUGUUGAAAGGUUUGGUGGUCUCUACCCUUAACAAGCUCCCCCAGGUCAAGCCUGAUUUAGUGCGCAUGGAUGACAAUUGGGAGGACUGGGACAUGAAAAGGCUAUUGGUUGCAAUACAGGGGUGGUUGAAACGUAAUAAAACCGAGGAAACUACCAAUAAAGAGCACGAUAACCCGAGAAAAAGGGAGCGAAACUGGUAUACGCAGAAAGGGGGAGAUUCCAAUAGCAAAGGCAAAAGCCCGGUGUGCAUCUACUGUGAGGGACAGCACUGGGGGGAUCAAUGCACGUCAUACGACUCAGUGGUGAAGCGUAGACAGUUUUUCGUUGAAAAACGCCUUUGUUUCAAUUGUGGCCGAGCUGGUCAUCGCGAAAGUAAAUGUCGCAGUAGAGGGUGUUACAAAUGCAAGGGCAAACAUCACACCAGCCUUUGUGACAAACCACCAGAAAACGGAGAUAGAGGUAAUCACAACGCAAUGUUAAAUGGGUAUUCCCCAUCCUCAGAGGAGAAGUCUUUGCCAGCCAUAGUCCCCCUAAAGAUUAAAGGGAAGACGUUUUGGGCGUAUCUAGACACCGGUUCGGGAAAGAAUUUUAUUUCGAAAGAGGCAGCACGCCAGUUAAAGCUAUCACCACAACGCCAUGAGAGAAGAAACAUCUUGACGGUCAAUGGAUCCAAGACGACGUCGAUGCCCGUGUUUGAAGUAACAAUCAACGCAGUUGAUGGACGAGCGAGUGAGACUAUCGAGAUUACGGGUACGGAAAUGCCAGAUUUCACAACCGUGAAAAGGCCAACGUUCAUAGAGCUCAAAGAGAAAUACGAACAUGUCCGAGGAAAGACUUUCUAUCGGUCAGAAAGCGAGGAAUAUCCAAUCCAUGUCAUAUUAGGGGACGCAACCUAUUGCAAAAUACGAACUGACCAAGUAUACAAAGGUAAACCCGAGGAUCCAAUUGUUGAAGGAACAACCUUCGGAUGGGUUGUUCACGGCGGGCAUGAUUAUGCAGACUCGAGGUGCAUGUUCGUUCGAGAGAAUAGGGACUACGAGCAGCUGUAUUCGCUGGACGUGUUGGGAGUAGAAGACCGAGGGGAGCAAGAUCAAUCGACAGUAUAUGUGGAGUUUCAAGAAAACAUCGUUAAGCAAGAUGAUGGAAGAUACGAAGUGUCUGUCCCAUGGAUCCCAGGAGCGGUGCUGUCGAAUACCAAUGAAGAGCCCAGCAGAAAAAGACUUAACAAUGUCAACAGGAAAUUGAAUAGGAAUCAACAACUAAAAAGGGAGUACGAAAAGAUUGUAAACGAGCAAUUGAAAGAUGGAAUCAUCGAAAAGACGGAAGGAAAGUCUCUCAGCGAACGCGUGUUUUACAUGCCGCAUAAACCCGUGGUUAAAGAGAAUGCUUCUACGACGAAGGUGAGAAUGGUAUUCGACGCCAGUGCCCGACCCCACCCUCUGGCAAAUAGUGUCAACGAAUGCAUGCACACGGGACCCCCAUUGCAACCCCUGUUAUGGGACAUAUUAAUCCGAGCCAGAAUGUCAAUCCAUCUACUGCUCGCAGACUUGCAGAAAGCAUUCUUGCAGGUUGGCUUGAAGAACGACGACCGAGAUGCGUUCCGGUUCCUAUUUAACAUCAAUGGUAUCGAGGAACAUUUAAGAUUUACCCGCAUACCCUUCGGAGUGGAGGCGAGUCCGUUUAUGCUGGGCGCCACGCUACAACACCACUUUGAUCUACAACGAGAAGAGUACGGAAACACGGUCGAGUCCUUGAAAGAGAACACUUACGUUGACAACCUAAUGAAAACCGGAAGAGACGUCCCGGAACUGGAGAACUUCAAACGGGAAGCGACGAUAAUUUUGGAAGAUGCGAGAUUUCCAGUUCAUAAAUGGGAGUCAAAUGUCGAAGAGUUGGACAACGAAGCAAAUCCCAGCAAAAUACUCGGGCACAAAUGGGACAAGAGGGAUGACACGCUUGAGAUUUUAACAGGACCUGCCAACCUUGAGACACCAAUUACAAAGAGACAUAUUCUUAAGGAACUUAGUAGCGUAUACGAUCCCUUAGGAAUAAUAUCUCCGACGAUGGUCGAGGGAAAGAGUAUCUAUCGGGAAGCGUGCGAUGAGAAAGGUGGUUGGAAUGCAGAAGUGUCGCCCAAGACAGCCAAAGAUUGGAUAAAGUGGAGACAACAAUUAAGAAACGUGAGAGUCCCGAGAAGUCUUGCUAGAGAUCUUCGAGAGAUAAAAGCCAUACACUUGCACCUGUUCGCUGACGCAAGUUUCACGGCGUGUUCUGCAGUGACUAUCGCAGUUAUUGAACACUCCAGUGGGAUAGUCAGGGGACUUCUUACAUCAAAGUCCAGAAUUGCGAAGAGAAACACUUCAAUUGCGAGACUCGAACUAGUCGGUGGACACAUGGCUGCCAACAUGGCGAAGAAUCUGGUGGUAGCUUUGCGAAGAUGGCCUAUAACAACAGUCACGAUUUGGAUGGAUAGUCUGGUUGCUUUGUUUUGGAUCUCCAGCCCAGAGAGACCCUGGAAAGUUUUUGUGUCAAAUCGGACUCGAAAAAUCGCGGAAAUUACCGCUGAGAUAGGCAUUGUUUGGAAAUAUUGCCCGUCGGAAGACAAUCUGGCGGAUUUGGGAAGCCGGGGAGCCGGUAUCGACAAAAUGGAAAAGGGUGGCUGGUUCGCUGGUCCCCAGUGGUUAGUUGAGCCUGACAAGUGGCCAAAGCAACCGAAGCUCGAGAGAACGAAGAGUGUCGUAGAAGAACAGAAGCCUUUGAUAGAGGACGUUUUUCACACAACGGAGAAAGCUCUUGACGAAUGGGACUCUUUGCUCUCUAGAUCGAACUACUGGAGAACCCUCCGUGUCACGGCAUGGGUAUUGCGAUUCAGCAACAACGCCAGAGCACAAAGCCGAAGAACAAGCGUGACGAGAGGCCCACUGACGACGAGAGAGCUCGAAGAAUCCAAGGCGCGAUGGGUAAAGAAAGCUCAAAUGGACAUGAGUGUAGAGUUAAAGACGCCAGGUUGGGAGGUCGUCCAGGAGAAUGGUUCGGGUCUGCUGAAAUGCAAAGGUCGAAUUCCCGGGUAUCAGCCAAUUUAUCUGGAAGGGGGAGAGUUCGCAGACAAAUUAAUUAUGCAUACACACAACGAGAUCAAUCACUUUGGUGUUGCGAACACGAUGGCCGCAUUAAGAGAGACAUGGUGGAUCCCUAGACUACGAUCAAAGGUAAAAAGGAUCAUAAACAAUUGCAACGUGUGUAAAGCGUACAGAGUCAAGCCUUACGGCCAUACAGCAACGGCCGACAUGCCUUCGUUUCGUAUACAAAGUGGACGUCCGUUCGAAACAACGGGAGUAGACUUUGCCGGUCCGUUGUCAUAUAAGCUUACCAAGAAAGAAGAUGGCAAGUGCUAUAUCCUGAUAUUUACUUGCGCCACGUCUAGAGCCGUGCAUCUGGAGUUAACAAAGUCACAAUCAGCUGAGGAAUUCAAAACGAAAUUGAAUGCCUUCAUUACGAGAAGGAGUAGACCAAAGAUGAUCGUGUCGGAUAACGGCGCAGCAUUUAAAGCAACAGCAACCUGGAUUAAGAAGAUACGCAAAGGGGAACGGCUUCAAGAUUACUUGGCCCGACAGGAAAUUAGUUGGAAGUUCAAUUUCUCAAAAUCCCCUUGGUGGGAUGGGAUGUAUGAACGGUUACUUAAAGAUAUAAAGAAAACAUUGUACAAGGUAUUAGGACGAUCGACAUUGUCAUUUGAUCAACUGGAAGCCAUUGUUAUUGAUGUGGAGAAGAAUGUGAACAAUAGGCCGCUUACUUACGUGGAAAGUGAGCAAGAAGAAGAACAAGUACUCACUCCAAACACAAUUUUGUGGGGACAAAAUGUUUACACUAUUGACGAGUCAGAUACCGAUGAUGAGGAUGAAGUUUUGAAGUUGCAUAAACGUGUAAAGCAGAAACGACAACAUGCAUGGCAAAGAUGGAAAGCAGAGUACGUACACAGUUUGAUGGAACACCAUCGGGUCAACAGGGGAGUUAAUGCUUGUCCAGAAGUCGGGGAGAUCGUCUUGGUGCUCGGCGAAGAAAAGAAUCGGGCUGAAUGGAGAAGAGGAAAGGUGGUGCAGCUCAUCAAGGGGAAAGAUAACGUGGUGAGAGGAGUAAAGAUUCUGACGAAGGGACAUACUAUUGAGAGACCGCUUCCCCUUGUUUGCUCGCUGGAACUUAAACAACCCGAAGUGCUGGAGGUAAACCAGACCGAAACGGACGAGAACCCUGCGACUGAAGAGCGAAAAAGCAAGAGACGAGCAGCGAAAGAGGCAGAACAGAGAAUACGAGGAUUGAUGAUCGAUGAAGAAGAUUGACGUAUUUUGGACUUAAACUUAUUACGAGACAUUUGC
Dendronephthya gigantea is the source of this 5288-nucleotide messenger RNA. RefSeq lists its product as uncharacterized. Gene Ontology annotation, biological process: DNA integration. Bases 3 to 5252 code for a protein of 1749 amino acids. NCBI's taxonomy places the organism in Eukaryota, Metazoa, Cnidaria, Anthozoa, Malacalcyonacea, Nephtheidae. The record is from RefSeq and is a predicted model, not a curated record. The transcript has a single exon. Gene Ontology annotation, molecular function: nucleic acid binding; zinc ion binding.